GGGGACAGAGGCAGAGGAGGCAUGCAGUCUGAAGAGGAAGCACGACUCGCUUAGUUAUCGCGUCAUUCUGGGUUCAGGCGUGAAGCAGGAAACAGCCUUUCCUCUCCCAUUGUCGCUGUAGGAACAAACAGGCGAUUUUUGUCUUUGCUCAAUGCACCUCUCGGCACAGAACACGCGGAACCCGGUCAGAAGGAAGAAUGCCUCCUUCGAUGGAGAUAGCCGUUCUGCUUCUGGGCGUCCUGGCUUUGGAGACGCGCAGGAGCGCCAGCGCUCUGCACAUCCAACAGGCGUUCGCGUCUCCAAAUCUGACCAAUAAUUUCGUGGUAGACCCGAUUUCCAGAAAGGUCUACCUGGCCGCCGUUAACACAGUUUACCAACUGAACAGGACCUUGAUAUUGGAGGCACAGAAGAGAACGGGACCGGUGGAGGACAACCUGUUGUGCCAUGCGCCACAGCUGCCCCAGGCUCCGUGUGAGCACCCCAAAUCCCUCACAGACAACUACAACAAGCUCCUAAAGCUGGACCGGGAGCAAGGGGUCGUGGUGGUGUGUGGAUCUGUGUAUCAGGGCUUCUGUGAGCUGAGAAAAAUGGAAAAUAUCUCAGAGAUAGCGGUGGAGUUUCCACCCCAGGGGGAGAAGACUGUCUUCCCCAGCAUGCUCAACAUCGCUGCCAAUCACCCGAACGCAUCGACUGUGGGGCUCAUCUUCAGGAGCCACGGGGGUAAUUCAAGGUUACUAGUUGGGGCGACAUAUACGGGGGCUGGAACCCAGUUUUUCCCCAAGAACCAUAGCAAGGAGGACCUGCGUUUUGAAAACACCCCGGAGAUCGCCAUCCGCUCCUUAAACAUCAAGGACUUAUCCAGACUUUUCACCUAUGAUAUCAGCCCCUCAGAUGAAAACGUGUUCAAGAUCAAACAAGAAGUUAAGACCAAAAACAAACUCAACUUUGUCCACGCCUUCAUCCAAAAGACUUAUUCAUACAUUGCCUUCAACAAUGACGCGAAAAUUGGGCACAAGGAGAGCCAGCCCAACAGCGUCCUCGCCAGGAUAUGUCUCGAUACCGACAACCCCCGACAACUUGCGGGGCUGGAGAGCAGGAAACUCACAGAGUCCUACAUCCAGAUGCCGCUUCAGUGUGGAUCUAACAGAAACAUCUACAACCGCCUGCUGUCUGUGUACUCCGCGGAGAUCAACGCAGAGGAUGCGAGCGGCCCGCAGCCCUACCUGUUCGGAGUGUUUUCCAAAGCGGACAGAAAGUCUGCCCUGUGCGCCUUCAGGUUUGGAGACGUCGAGGAGGAGAUCAGACAGAGCCGCAUGAACUGCUCCAGCUCCCCCAGCAGUGAUGUUCAUGUGCUGGACAGUGUCAACCAGGGUUCAGGGUCAGCCUGCAUUCAGAAGAAAAACUUGCAGUUGACACCCAAUCAGCUGGACUGUGGCGCAGCCCACCUGCAGCACCCUCUGGCUCUACGGAGACCCCUGAGGGCCCUUCCUCUGUUUGAAUACUCAGGCCUCAGUUCAGUCUCAGUGGACAAUGUGCAUAACCACACUGUGGUUUUUUUGGGAACAAGUAAAGGACGACUUCGCAAGUUGACCCUCUUGUCGAACAUGACCAUGGCCAGCCAGUCCACGCUGAGGCUGCCAUCCAGCGAGGCAGUCCAUCCCAUCAUGACCUUUGACCCCAAUGACAGGAACUUUCUCUAUGUCAUGACCUCUCACCAUAUGCUGAGAAUCAGGGUGGCAGAAUGUGACCAGUGGAAGAGCUGCAGGAGCUGUUUGGGGGCAGGUGACGCCUACUGUGGCUGGUGCACUUUAGAAAACAGAUGUAGCAUCCAGAAGGAGUGCGCUCAGGGGCUGUUGGCACGUUCCUGGAUCAGCAUGGGUGAAGGCCCCCAGCAGUGUCCAUCCAUUACUCUGACUCCUCCAGAAAUCAGCAUCUCGGCAGACAUAAAGGAUGUUGGCAUAUUGAUUAACGGCACGGUUCCCGAUCUGAUCGGCUCCCGCGUGGAGUGUGAGUAUUGGCCAGGGGUUUCCACUGUAGCUACGCUCCACCUGGACCACGGUCCCGCUCAGAUCCAGACCUGCCCCCUGCCUCCUCGUGAAAACUACCACCCAAUCCUCCCUGGCACAGAUCACCGGAGCAUUUCUGUAGUGAUAAAAGUGAAUGGCACAUCCGUGGUGUCUGGGAGCUUCAUCGUCUACGACUGUGAGAGAACUGGAGCAAUACACUCCACAAAAUCAUGUGGGAGCUGCCUCACCACCCAGUGGAAGUGUUACUGGGACCUGGAGAAUCACCUCUGCGUCUCCAGUAAGGAUGAGUCAAAACACAACCUCUUGGAGAGUGCAGCUUCCUGUCCCAGACUGGAUCCUUCAAAGGUUCCUCCAUCACCGUCAGGAAUGGCCCAAGACUUCACCCUGUCCCUCAUCAACAUCCAGGAGAAGGAGAAGUUGGAGUGUGACUUUGGAACAGAGCGGCGAUACGAAGCCACAUGGCUGGACAACUCAACCGUCAAGUGCAGCGGGGUGACACUGUUCACUAAUCAGAGGAGUCAAGUUUUCUUCCUUAAUCUGAGGAGAAAAGGUGACUUCAGUGCUCAGACAGGGAACAAAUUCAUUGACAGCCCUCAUCUAAUCAAAGUGGAGGUGUACAACUGUGGAGUGGGAAGCUCGGACUGCUCCCAGUGUUGGGGCCGCGAGGCGCAGGGGCACCUCUGCGGCUGGUGUGAAAACAGCUGCAGGCCGAGGGAUGACUGCCAACCAAACGAGGACCAGUGUCCUGCUCCUGAGAUUCACAGGAUCUCGCCCCUGAGGGGUCCUGUUGAUGGAGGCACACUGCUGACGGUACAGGGCAGAAACCUUGGUCGUAAGGCAGAAGGAGUGAAGGUCUCUAUAGGGGAUGUGCCUUGUUAUCUGCUGCCUGAGCGCUACACCGUCUCUGUUGAGCUUGUGUGUCGCACUGGGAAGUCUGUGCAUGACAGGACGGAUGUUGUCCAAGUGGAAGUUGAUCAGAGUGGGAAUGGCGUGUCAAAGGAGAGCUUCUCAUAUUUAAUCCCAAAGGUGGUGUCCCUCGAUCCUCAGAGAGGCUCCCGUUCCGGGGGAACCCGGGUGACCAUCAGAGGAGAACAUCUGGAUAUUGGCUCUCAAGUUAGAGUCACUGUCAACAACACACUGGAGUGCUCCAUCACAGAGAAAACUGAUCAAACGAUCGAGUGCAUUAUGCCCAAAGCUGAGCACGCACAUGCUGAGUUGCUGGAAGUGUGCGUGGAGUUUGAAGAGCAACCCUGUCAGGAGGAAUACCUCAGUCAGACUUACAGCUAUGAGAAGAACCCCUACAUAACCUCCAUCCACCCAGAAAGAAGCUUCCUUAGUGGUGGCAGGACCAUCACUGUUGCAGGCCAAGGCUUUGAUCUGGUACAGACUGUCUUCAUGCAAGUGCUGGAAAUUGGAAGGGUGGAAUGCUCAGUGCUGUCCAGCUUCACAAUCCUCUGCAAGUCCCCUCCAUCCAGCCAGCCCCAGGAGACAUCAGUGCAAUUCUUCCUGAAUGGAAUACUCUAUGUUAGGAACAACCCUUCUUCCUCUGAAGAUAAACUAGAGGAAGAGGAAGGAGACCCCCUCACCAGCCACUUCAUGUUGGAAUAUGUGGAAGACCCUCAGUUCUUUACCGCAAACAGAGAAAAGCUGAUAAAACACCAUUCAGGAGAGCCCCUGACGCUCAUCAUCAAUAAAGUACCCAGCAAUCUGGAGUUGCAGCCAGAGGAAUACUCUGUGAUGAUUGGCUCGUAUCCCUGUAACAUCAGCUUCCAUAAUGACCAGCUGUUCCACUGCACCAUCAACGGACUACCGAGCUCCAGCGAAAGGGAGCUGCCUGUCACUGUAAAAGUGGGGAACUUUGAUCACAUUAUUGCUAAAGUGCAGCUCGGCGGCAGCGAGCUGGCCAUUGUGGUAUCAAUUGUGGUGUGCUGCGUGCUGCUGCUGCUGUGCACUGUGGCUCUUGUGGUGUACUGCACAAAGAGCCGGAGGGCAGAGCGUUACUGGCAAAAAACGCUCCUCCAAAUGGAAGAGAUGGAGUCACAGAUCAGAGAGGAGAUCCGCAAAGGCUUUGCAGAGCUGCAGACUGACAUGACAGAUCUUACGAAGGAGCUGAAUCGCAGCCAGGGCAUCCCCUUUCUGGAGUACAAACAGUUUGUCACACGGACGUUCUUCCCCAAGAUGUGUUCAGAUUACGAAAAGAGUCUUGUCCAGCGCACCUUCGAGAAUGAUUCCCUGGGUCCCCGAGCACUGCCAGAGACCCACCCACUGCUUCAGGAUUGGCAGGCCACCAACACUACAAGACCUAAUGUGGAAGAGGGCAUCACUCUGUUCUCUACUCUACUCAAUAACAAGCACUUCCUCAUCACGUUUGUCCAUGCCUUGGAGCAGCAGAAGGACUUUGCUGUGAGAGACAGAUGCAGCCUUGCAUCCUUGCUCACCAUCGCCCUCCAUGGUAAACUUGAGUACUACACCAGCAUCAUGAAAGACUUGCUGGUGGAUCUGAUUGAUGCUUCAGCUUCCAAGAACCCGAAACUGAUGCUACGCCGCACUGAGUCUGUGGUGGAAAAAAUGCUUACAAACUGGAUGUCCAUUUGUAUGUACAGCUACCUCAAGGAAACAGUGGGAGAGCCUUUUUUCCUGCUGCUUUGUGCGAUCAAGCAGCAGAUCAACAAAGGCUCCAUAGACGCCAUCACUGGAAAGGCCCGCUACACUCUGAAUGAGGAGUGGCUACUCCGUGAGAACAUUGAGGCUAAACCACAGAACAUCAACGUGUCAUUCCAGGGCUGCGGCAUGGACUCCCUGUCAGUCAGGGUCAUGCAUACUGACACAAUCUGUCAGGUUAAGGAAAAAAUCAUUGAAGCCUUUUAUAAAAAUCUGCCUUUCUCCCAGUGGCCUCGAGCGGAGGAUGUGGACCUGGAGUGGUUUGACUCUGGCAGCAACAGUAAGAUACUGCAGGACCUGGACAACACCUCCGUGAUGGAGGAUGGUCGAAAGAAACUCAACACAGUCUUCCAUUAUCAGGUCCCAGAGGGAGCAUCGCUGGCCAUGAGCAUGAAAGACAAGAAAGACUACACCCUGGAGAGGGUCAAAGAUCUGGAUACAGAAAAGUAUGUGCAUUUGGUCCUACCUCAUGAUGAGCUCUUUGAAAGCAGUAAGGGGCACAGGCACAGCCAUCGCAAAAAAGUACUGCCAGAGAUCUACCUGACACGCCUGCUGUCCACAAAGGGAACUCUGCAGAAGUUCUUAGAUGACCUCUUCAAGGCCAUCCUCAGCAUUCCUCCGGACUGCCCCCCUCUGGCUGUCAAAUACUUUUUUGACUUCCUUGAGGAGCAAGCCGACAAACGGGGCAUCACAGACCCAGACACCCUGCACAUCUGGAAAACCAAUAGCUUACCUCUGCGUUUCUGGGUGAACAUCCUGAAGAACCCCCAGUUUGUGUUUGACAUUGAUAAGACAGAUCACAUGGAUGCCUGCCUAUCUGUCAUCGCUCAGGCUUUCAUCGACGCUUGCUCCAUUUCUGACCUGCAACUAGGCAAGGACUCUCCUACCAACAAGCUCCUGUAUGCCAAGGAAAUCCCUGAGUACAAGAAGAGAGUUCAGUGCUACUAUCGACAGAUCCAGGAAAUGCCUCCUCUAAGCGAGCAGGAGAUGAACGCUCACCUGGCAGAAGAAUCAAGAAAGUACAGAAAUGAGUUUAACACCAACCUGGCUUUGACAGAAAUCUACAAUUAUGCCAAGAGAUACAGAAACCAGGUGGCGAAUGCUCUGGAGGCCAACCCCACUGCACGUCGCACUCAGCUGCAUCACAAGUUCGAGCAGGUCAUCGCUCUCAUGGAGGACAACAUCUAUGAGUGCUGCAGCGAAGCUUGACCCCUGUCAAAGUCUUCUUCCUUUUUCCUCUUUCUGCCAGCUGCCUUCCUCCCAAAUGCGUAGUUUCUUGGGAAUGAAAGGAGAUAUUGUUCACGACCGCCUUUCCCACAGACUGUUAAUAAGGUGACCAGUGGAGGAGUGACGGACUACAACCUGCCUCUCUUGUGUCGUGUGACACAGAUAGAAUUCAACUCUGGCUGAGCUAUUCUAUAGAAGGACUGUGGAGGAGCUCAGAGCUUUUCUUGGAUGUCUUCACAGUAAACGGGACCUAUACAGUAAGCCCUGGUGGCAAUCUUAACGCACUGAGCCCUUUGCUUGAGGGAAUGAGCCAAUGAUGCACUGUACUGUAAUAUAAUGUCAAUAGCAAUAUUUAUAGAUGUGUUAUAAUGCUCUCAAGUGGCCUGUUGUUCAGGAUGAGUAGGACCUGGCAGACACCUUUCAUCUCCUAAAACCUGCAUUGUUCUCAGGUGUGGUCGAUGAAGAUGAGCGACUGACUCCCUCUGGUGCUUUGAACAUUACGUCCCAAUGUGCUUUGCAGGUUGAUGAAGAGUUGAGGAGGAGCAGGGAGAAUAAAAAAAAAGGACUUGAAAUUCUGAAAUGAGAUGUUUUUUGAUGUAGUUCAGUGGGAAGAGCUGCAUCAGUGUAGAAGUGUUAAUCAGUGUGCUUGUGAACAAAUGAAUUUAAAUGUUGGAAUCGAUUUAAAGAGGGAAAUUUUACAGUCAAGAAAAAAGUGAGCUCAAUAUAACCUGAGGAGAAACUAUAAUUGUGAUGCCAAAAACAUUUGUUUGUGAAAUAAAAUGACAGUAUUUAGGGUUUUAAA
Oryzias latipes (Japanese medaka) is the source of this 6717-nucleotide messenger RNA. RefSeq names its product plexin D1 (gene plxnd1). Gene Ontology annotation, molecular function: semaphorin receptor activity; protein binding. Gene Ontology annotation, biological process: regulation of cell migration; regulation of GTPase activity; endothelial cell migration. Gene Ontology annotation, cellular component: plasma membrane; semaphorin receptor complex. The record is from RefSeq and is a predicted model, not a curated record. Lineage: Eukaryota; Metazoa; Chordata; Actinopteri; Beloniformes; Adrianichthyidae.